This is a messenger RNA of Lotus japonicus, 645 nucleotides long. Its product is annotated as agamous-like MADS-box protein AGL80. Lineage: Eukaryota; Viridiplantae; Streptophyta; Magnoliopsida; Fabales; Fabaceae. The transcript has 2 exons. The record is from RefSeq and is a predicted model, not a curated record. Gene Ontology annotation, biological process: positive regulation of transcription by RNA polymerase II. Gene Ontology annotation, molecular function: DNA-binding transcription factor activity, RNA polymerase II-specific; RNA polymerase II cis-regulatory region sequence-specific DNA binding; protein dimerization activity. The coding region runs from base 1 to 645 and encodes 214 amino acids.
AUGGAUAGGAAGAAGGUGAAGCUCGCCUAUAUCACUGAUGAUAAGGCAAGAAAGAUUUCAUACAACAAAAUGAAGAAUAAUAUCAUCAAGAAGGUGAAUGAACUCACCACUCUCUAUGGAGUAGAAGCAUGUGUUAUAAUUCCCAGCUCAUUUGAUUCCAAACCAGAGAUUUGGCCAAAUGUGAAGGGAGCAAAGAAGGUGAUUGAGAGGUACCAGAAUACACCUGUGAAAAAGAAAAACAUGACUUUGAACCAGGAGAGCUUCAUGACACAGAUGACUUCCAAAUCACAAGACAAACUAAGCAAGGUGCAUCAACUGAUUCGUGAGAAGGAGCUGACCAUGCCUGUCUUCAAUUGUGUGAAAGAUGGAGCCCUUCCAGAAGGUCUGACCGUGACAGAUAUUAAUGAUAUCAAGAUGCAUCUUGAGAAGAUGAUGAAGGAGGUCAAUGAUGAGAUUGCUAAACGCAAUUUAUCAAAUGUUAUUUCAAUUGUUUCUUGGACUGCAAUUGAACUUCUAUUAGGAACUGCAAUUGAACUUCUAUUGUUCUAUAUUGAAUUCAUGCUCCUUCAUUAUGUUUAUGUUAUUGGUUUCCUACAAAUGAAACAAUCAAGUUUGACAAAUCCAAUUAUGAAAAACUUUGCGUAA